GUCACAGUCGUCUCCCCACGACCGUUCCUUUUCUACAUGCCGCUGCUGGUUGGAAGCACCACUGGCAUCGUCUCCCCUGGUGCGAUCAUCGAACCGAUUCGGGACAAUGUUCCCAAAUGCGACUCUCUGCGGGUGCACUGCAAGGAUGUCGACUUAGAGAACCAGAAGGUCAUUUGCGACAGUGGACUGGAAUUGGACUAUGACCACCUGGUUGUGGCUGUGGGGGCGCAGCCCAACACCUUUGGCAUUCCAGGUGUUGACACCUACGGCAGGUUCUUGAAGGAGAUUGAGCAUGGGCGAAGGGUGCGCAAGGAGAUGUUGGACAUCAUCGAGCGGGCAGAGGUGGCGCUUGCUGCUGGAAACAUAGACAAGGCCGCUACCCAAAAAUCGCUGAGUACUUCCAGGUGA
Durusdinium trenchii is the source of this 408-nucleotide messenger RNA. The record is from the annotation of a GenBank genome assembly. NCBI's taxonomy places the organism in Eukaryota, Dinophyceae, Suessiales, Symbiodiniaceae.